CAUCCUCAGACCCUUGCCCCACCAUGCUCACACUGGAGGCUGCACAGUUGGAGGAUUCCCACUUCUCUUGCCAGUUUGCCUCUGCCUCUCCUCUGUCCUUCUCCGGCCGGUGUGGGGUCCCCCAUCGUGACCAUCCCCCCGGUGCCCCUCCUCAGUACUCAGAUGGAGUCUUCUAUGAUCUGGACAGCAGCAAACACCCCGGCUACAUGGACCCCGAAGGCAUGGUGGACUCCUUGUGGGGCUGGACAGAGCCACCGCCCAGCCUGGCCACUGCCUAUGAGCCCUUCGACCCCUCGGCGGCCUCACUCGGCCAAUUCCAGGGCCUCCAGUUCUCCUACCUGCCUGUCAGCUAUGGCCCCAGUGGGCAGCUGGAGUCGGCCCCAGGCCCAGGGCUCAGCACCUACCGGGAGGAGGACUUUGGAGGCCAGCCCCUGGCCUCCUUCACCCAGUUCCCCAGUUCUGGCUUAUCUGAGGAUGAGGAGUUCCCAAUGGAUGGCCCAGCCCUGGAGGUGUCUGACAGCGAGUCCGAUGAGGCCCUGGCAGCUGGAAGGGAAGAGAGAGGAGCCGAUGCAGGUGCCCGGAAGAAGCUCCGUCUCUACCAGUUCUUGCUGGGGCUGCUGACCCGAGGGGACAUGCGGGAGUGCGUGUGGUGGGUUGAACCUGGGGCCGGCGUGUUCCAGUUCUCCUCCAAGCACAAGGAGGCCCUGGCCAGGCGCUGGGGCCAGCAGAAAGGCAACCGAAAGCGCAUGACCUACCAGAAGCUGGCCCGGGCCCUGCGCAACUACGCCAAGACGGGAGAAAUCCGCAAGGUCAAGAGGAAACUCACGUACCAGUUUGACAGCACCCUGCUGACCCCCCGGCGGGCGUGAGGGCUCCAGGGCUACAGGGUGGGGGGCACUGGCGGCUCAGAGGUCCCCCCUCCCUGAGCUAAUGGUGCCUUCGAGAUGGGCCGCUCCUGAGCUAAUGCCGGGGAGAUCCCCACUCCUGAGCCUGUGAAGGUUCCCCACGUCAGAGGGCUGAGGGAGCCCUCUCCAAACCCUGUCUGGGGCUGUCUUAGGGCCUCAGGCAUCCCUGGCCUAGAACGAUUGCAGCGCUAGCUUCUUGGGAUUGGGUGGGGAAGACUGGGGCCCGCCCAGCACCACCACCACCCCAGAUCCAUCCGCAACCCUGACUCAACGAUCACAAAGCCACUUUUCCAGCCCUCUCACUGCCAGCCGGGGGUCUGGAGGACUCGGCCCUGACAUGCCCUGUGACUUUUGGGGAGCUGGACCUUGACGUCCUUAACUAUAAAAGUGAGGGGGCUGGGAGCUAAGGGCCCAAUGGUCCAGGCCCUUCCCGCCUGAGCAGAUCCAAGCUGGGACCAUCCUGGAGCUUGCCCGUCCUCCCUGCCAGAGCUUGGGGCUAAGUCCCCUGGCCUGGGGAAAUAAAAGUCGCCAGCACAGCCAAGGGUCUGCCGAGGGCUUGGGCCUAGAUUUGAGCUAGAUGGAACCACGUAGCAAAGGAGUGGGGGGGAACAAGGGAGGGACUUAACUUCACCUGUUCUCGUCCAGGUCCUGGCUCCAGCAGCGGCUGCCCGGGUAACCCUUCCGCCCUGGUCUCUCUCAUACGGAAAAGGUUCUCUGAGGCAGCUGUGCCACUUGGUUGUGCCUCAGUCUAUCCAUGUGUAAGAAGAGGGGAUGAUCCCUAAGGUCUCUGUCCGUGACAUUUGGUCCUGACCCUGACUCACAGUGUGACCUUGAGUGUGUUGUCCAUGUCUGGGCCUCAGCUUCUCAAUCAAGGGAGGGUGACCAGAUGACUCUAAGCUUCUGUCUGGCCUGGAGGUUAUAUUUUGAGAUCUGAGUAUUGGGGGUUCUCGGGGUUCCCAGAGUGGUAUGGGCUGCCUCUGAAGGUUCUGAGCACUGUCCCCUAGAUGCUGGAGGGAGGACCUUUGUGAGGUUUAUUGUUAUGUGGGCCUCUGGGACCCCUGCCCACUGGAGCUUUCUCUGGGGUUGUUUCCCACAAUCCUCCUCAUCGGGUUCCGGCACCAUUCUCUCGCAGUGCCUCCUAUGGUCAGGGCUGUGCAGAGGGGCCUGGAACCUUUGGGCUUAGAAGAGCGUGGCCUCACAGUCCAUUGUAGGGAAGCCAUGAGGACUCUGGCCUGGCCUGGAACCCUGGUCCUCUGACCUCCGAGGCAGAGUUUGUUUCUCCCUACCAACAUGCCUUGGAAGAGGCCCCUGGCAACCAACCUCCCUGCCCCUUCCUACCACAGACCUCAGGUUCUGUGUCUCACCCUACAAAGUAAUGAAUUUUGCAAAUAAAAG
This is a messenger RNA of Trichosurus vulpecula (common brushtail), 2300 nucleotides long. RefSeq names its product Spi-B transcription factor (gene SPIB). The record is from RefSeq and is a predicted model, not a curated record. Gene Ontology annotation, molecular function: sequence-specific DNA binding; DNA-binding transcription factor activity, RNA polymerase II-specific. Bases 24 to 869 code for a protein of 281 amino acids. NCBI's taxonomy places the organism in Eukaryota, Metazoa, Chordata, Mammalia, Diprotodontia, Phalangeridae. The transcript has 6 exons. Gene Ontology annotation, biological process: cell differentiation; regulation of transcription by RNA polymerase II. Gene Ontology annotation, cellular component: nucleus.